Messenger RNA from Trichobilharzia szidati, 827 nucleotides. The record is from the annotation of a GenBank genome assembly. NCBI's taxonomy places the organism in Eukaryota, Metazoa, Platyhelminthes, Trematoda, Strigeidida, Schistosomatidae.
AACUCAAAAAGCUUCGCCGUCAAAAAGAGAGGUUAUACAAAAUGAAAAAUAAAUCUGGUGUUAAGAGAAUAAACACUUUGAUUAAAGCCGAAUUACAAAGACUAAAUGCUCUCUAUAACCAGAAGUUUCUUUCAUGUAAAUCCUCAUCUAAUAUGUGGAAGCUAUUAAAGGAAAUCACAGGUGGUAAGCAAAUAAUGAAUGAUACUUCUGUCGAUGUUGAUAUGCUAAAUAAAUCCUUCAUAUGUAUCCCUGCAGAUGUUAUGAUUCCCAAAUCUAAUAGUAUAAAUAAUGACUGCUUUUCAUGUUUUAACACGAAUGAUGUCCUCAAGUGUCUUCAAUCUCUCAAACCUACCCAGUCCCUUGGUCCUGAUGGAGUUCCUGCUGUUAUCCUUAAGAAGUGUGCUGACAUCUUAUGUUACCCAUUAACUGACAUUUUCAAUGAAUCUUUUUCCAAAAGUUUUAUUCCUGACUCAUGGAAAAAUAUCAAGGUUGUUCCAGUGCCCAAAUCAACAAGUGGACCUACUGUCAAGUUUAGACCCAUUGCUAUUACCUCACCUUUUUUAAAAGUUAUGGAAAGACUUAUUUUACUUAAUCUUGAACCCUCUUUAAAGCCUUUUAACGACCCCAACCAGUUUGCCUAUAAACAUAGUAGGUGUACCCUAGAUGCCGCUGUAGUUCUAUAUCAUAAUAUAGUCUCUAGUUUAGAUAGAGGAGCCAAAUAUGUUCGGUGUGCCUUCCUUGAUUACACAUCUGCAUUUGACUCUGUACCUAGGUCUCUCUUGUUAAGUAAGCUUGCUGCAACACAGAGUGAGAGCUGGAUAAAUAAG